UCGCUCGUUGGUUUUUGUUCCCGGAUGUUCAGUCUCGGGCAGGAAUCAUGGCAGCGAUGUUUACGUGUUGUCUAGGCUGCUGCGGAGAUGGCGGAUCGGGGCAUAUCCCCCUCAAAGAAAUGCCCACCGUUCAGUUAGACACUCACCACAUGGGCACAGAUGUUGUCAUCGUAAAGAGUGGUCGGAGGAUAUGUGGCACUGGAGGCUGUCUGGCCAACGCUCCGCUGCACCAGAACAAAAGUUACUUUGAGUUUAAGAUCCAGUCCACUGGUGUGUGGGGAAUAGGUGUGGCCACGCAGAAAGUGAAUCUUAAUCAAGUGCCUUUGGGCAGAGACACAAACAGCCUCGUCCUGAGGCACGAUGGGUCUGUGUACCACAACAAUGAAGAGAAGAAUCGUCUGCCUGCAAACAGCCUUCCCCAGGAAGGGGACAUCAUUGGCAUCACAUAUGACCACGUGGAGCUGAAUUUAUAUCUGAAUGGAAAGAACAUGCAUUGUCCUGCCUCAGGGAUCAGAGGCACCGUAUACCCAGUUGUUUAUGUGGACGACAGUGCCAUCUUAGACUGCCAGUUCAGUGACUUCUACCACACGGCUCCGCAGGGAUUCGAGAAGAUCCUCUUUGAACAACAGAUCUUCUAAAGGAAGCACCUUCAGCCUUGACUCUACUUUACGUCGUCGUCCUACUCCAUGUCUCAUAGCAACCUCUGUGGCACCACAGUUUGACCAUAAUUGAAUGUUCCUUAUUCUGUGUGGCUUGAAUGGCCGUUUUUUUUUGUUUCCCCUGAUUGCUCUUUACCUCUCAUUAUCACUGCUCUUGAUUGAUGUUGGAGUAUCCUUGAAGAGGUGGGGAUUUCUGAUCCUUGGUUGGCUGUGAUUGGCUGUUUGAGUCUUAUGCUGAUGGGAAAACCCAAAUCAUCACCUUAUGUCAGUGCUGUAUUACCUGAAACAGUCCGAGUUGCUGCUUACAUCCUUUGUCUGCGUGCAGAUCAGAAAGCCGUGUUUGAUUGGCAUCGUCGUGUUUUCUCGUCAUUGCUAACCUGACAUCUCAGCAUACACUCCAUAUUUAUUCUUAUUUAUUGGAAACAUCGAUCAAAGUUUUGUUUUUCGUUGGUGUGACUUAAGAUUAACUUUUUUUUGACUAUUGUGCAUUUGUGAACUAAAAGAUGUACUUACACAUCCGUCAACAAUAUCUCAUUUACAUGUAUGCUGCCUUCUUUGUCUAAGAAUACAAUUAAAAGUGAAGAUAUUGCGGCAUUGUCUCAAUUUGAUUUGACCCAAAUACUUACUGCGUUUUGAACCUGUGCACAAUCCAGUGUCUUGAGGUUGACUUUUCUUUGAGGUAUGCUGAGGUGACGGUGCUAAUCAUUUCUUCAAACAACCCGUGAGUUCCCCCACACUCUUCUUGUCCUGAAAUGUUUUUAUGGAGUAUUUAAUUCUAAAAUAUCAGAAAUAUUACCAGAGCUGGUGCUGGUCGUCUCCGAUUAGAGAUGUGUGAUAAAAAAUGUCAAUCUGUCGUGUUGUAUUGGCAUUGCAUAUCCUUUUGCUGCAGUGUGACAGUUAAAUAUUUCAAAUGCUUGCCCAUUGUUUGCACUAAUUAUUCCUGUUGUACAAGCAAAUCCAAAUAUUGUUCAUUCAAUAAACUGUUGUGUCUAGAAGCAUCA
This is a messenger RNA of Scophthalmus maximus (turbot), 1660 nucleotides long. It is a transcript of the gene spryd7b, whose product is annotated as SPRY domain containing 7b. NCBI's taxonomy places the organism in Eukaryota, Metazoa, Chordata, Actinopteri, Pleuronectiformes, Scophthalmidae. The transcript has 5 exons. Gene Ontology annotation, molecular function: protein binding. The record is from RefSeq and is a predicted model, not a curated record. Bases 48 to 638 code for a protein of 196 amino acids.